AUGCUUAUUGUUAAAGGAGGUCCUCCUUAAAAAAUAGGAAAGACUCAAUCUGUUCAUAAUCUGCCUUAAGAAUCUCAUUUAAUUGUAAGAAAACUUAAUCCAAUUCUUACCCUAAAAACUGAAGGGUGUUUUGAUAGCACUUUGAAUCAAAUUUAUAAUAGUGUUUGUGAUACAGAAUAUGUUACUGGAAGAAUAUUGAAGCAAUUGAUAUUAUUUGUUGAUACAAAAUUUAGUGAAUUGACUGAAAAAAUAGAUAACUUUGAUAAUUUAUCUGACAUCAAUACUCAUUUAUUAAGGAUAUAGUCUUCUUAGGUAAGCCCAAUAAUGAAAUAAAGAAAUGAUGACAGUCCGAAUGAUAUAGUUAGGAAUAAAAGUUCUGGAUCAUUAUUACAAUAAGAUAAUACUAGCUUAAGUGAAAAAGGGAAAAACUCUCCAAGUAGGAAGGCUCUUCAAAAAAAUAGCUUAUCGCAAUCAAAUGUAAUGGAUAUCAAUCGCUUAAACUAAUUUGAAAAGAAAAUUAGAUAAACAGAAGAUAAAUAAAUUAAAUUUGAGCAAGAUCAAUAGGAUAAGUUUUAAGGUUUUUAAAAUAGAAUUGAAAAACUAAUUAGAUCAAUAUAAGAAAAGCAAUAGUCUCUGUAGUUUUCAGAUUUAUAUCGAGGUAUUUAGGAGUUUUCAGAAAACUAAAAAUAAAUAGUUUCCUUUAUUUCAACGUCCUAAAAUGAAAUGAUCGAAAUUAAUAAAAAAUUACUUUCAACAUCAAAAGAAUAUUAAGAGUAGAUGAAUUUUAUUAAAAACACUUAAGAAUAAACUACUUAAGCAUAUUCAGCCUGUAAUGAAAAGAUAGAUACCUUAUCAACGAGUAUACAAUAAAUUGACUAAGACUUACUAAUAAUCUUAAAAUGUUAUAAGGAUGUGUUGAAUGACGUGUUUAGAAUUGAAAUUUUGGAAUAACAACAAAAAAGAAUUUUAAAUAUCCUUAAUAAUUAUCACUGA
Messenger RNA from Paramecium tetraurelia, 993 nucleotides. RefSeq lists its product as uncharacterized. The transcript is spliced from 3 exons. Lineage: Eukaryota; Ciliophora; Oligohymenophorea; Peniculida; Parameciidae. The record is from RefSeq and is a predicted model, not a curated record.